AGCAGGCUUUGUUUACACAGCUAUCCAACCAUGGCCGGUUAGCUGGCUCUGCUCUGCUCUGCUCCACUAAAUGCAUGUUCAGGGUUUGGAGGGAAGGAAUACCACGGCUUUCUUCACCACAACCACGGAGGAGGCCGGAGGAGCGCCGAAGUGGCUGAAACAGGAGAACAUUUUGUUCUUGAGUUUUUGUUGAAAUACUCCUUUGAAAGAGCGUCUAUCCCUCGCUGCCACUGCAAUGCUUUCAUUGGACGAGGUGGGACGUACAGUAGAUGAAGCGAAGAACAGGCGGCAACUUUUUCAUGCGUGUGUCGUGUCCUGCGCGUGAGGCACAGCCGCAGGGAAUCUGAAGACGAGGCUCAAGCUACAUAUUCUGGAUAUCUAAAUCUUCACCCAUCAGAGGAUUUGAUACUUUUUCUCUUCGUUUUUUUGCAACCGUUGCCUUUGUGUGCUAUGUACAUUGCUUUUCAUCCUGUGUCUGAGAGGAAUACUUAUUAGAAGGAUCAUUUAAAACAAAAAAAAGACGAUGGAAUGGGAACAGAGGGACAGAGAGCCCUGCUUGUCUCCGGCAGCAUUUGUUAAUCAGGUGCAAUAUUCUAAUAUUCUGGAAGGAAGAUUUAAACAGCUGCAAGAUGAGCGUGAAGCCGUGCAGAAGAAGACCUUUACCAAAUGGGUGAACUCUCACCUCGGUCGGGUGACCUGUCGCAUCGGCGACCUGUACACAGACCUGCGAGAUGGCCGCAUGCUCAUUCGCCUCCUGGAAGUCCUGUCAGGAGAACAGCUGCCAAAACCCACGAAGGGCCGCAUGCGCAUCCACUGCCUGGAGAACGUGGAUAAAGCCCUGCAGUUUCUCAAGGAGCAGAAGGUCCACCUGGAAAACAUGGGCUCGCACGACAUCGUGGACGGGAAUCACCGCCUCACCCUCGGCCUCAUCUGGACCAUCAUUCUCCGCUUCCAGAUUCAAGACAUCAGCGUGGAGACGGAGGACAACAAGGAGAAGAAAUCAGCGAAAGACGCCCUGCUGCUUUGGUGCCAAAUGAAAACUGCCGGAUAUCCCAAUGUCAACAUCCACAACUUCACUACCAGCUGGAGGGAUGGCCUGGCGUUCAAUGCCAUUGUGCACAAACACAGAUCGGACCUGAUUGAGUUUGACAAUCUGAAGAGGUCCAACGCUCACUACAAUCUCCAGAACGCUUUCAAUGUGGCCGAAAAGGAACUCGGCCUGACCAAACUGCUGGACCCUGAAGAUGUAAAUGUUGAUCAGCCUGAUGAAAAGUCCAUCAUCACCUAUGUGGCAACAUACUACCAUUACUUCUCCAAGAUGAAAGCUCUGGCAGUAGAGGGAAAGCGAAUUGGCAAGGUGCUGGACUAUGCUAUUGAGGCCGACCAGCUGAUUGACAAGUAUGAGACCCUGGCUUCAGAGCUGCUCCAGUGGAUCGAACAGACCAUAGUGACUCUCAACGACCGGCAGCUAGCCAACUCACUGAGCGCUGUGCAAAACCAGCUCCAGGCCUUCAACUCCUACAGGACGGUGGAGAAACCCCCCAAAUUCACAGAGAAGGGAAACUUGGAGGUUCUCCUCUUUACAAUCCAGAGCAAGAUGAGAGCAAACAAUCAGAAGGUCUACAUGCCAAGAGAGGGCAAACUUAUCUCGGACAUCAAUAAGGCCUGGGAGCGACUGGAAAAGGCGGAGCACGAGCGCGAGCUGGCACUGAGAAACGAGCUGAUCCGACAGGAGAAACUGGAGAUGCUCGCUGCCCGUUUCGACCGGAAAGCAGCAAUGCGUGAAACAUGGCUGAGCGAGAACCAGAGGCUUGUGUCUCAGGAUAAUUUUGGAACUGACUUGGGAGCGGUGGAAGCAGCCACCCGUAAACACGAGGCCAUCGAGACGGACAUCGGGGCGUACUGGGAGCGCGUCGCUGCUGUGGAGGCCGUCGCCAAAGAGCUGGAAGCGGAGGGAUACCACGAUGUGCGGCGCAUUCUCGCCCGCAGGGAUAAUGUGCUCCGCCUCUGGGAAUACCUAAAAGAGCUGCUUGCUGCACGCAGAGAACGCCUGAACGCGCACCGUGACCUGCAGAGACUGUUCGAGGAGAUGCGCUACAUCAUGGACUGGAUGGCGGACGAGAAGGGUCGUCUGCAGUCUCAGGACAGUGGCAAACAUCUGCACGAUGUGUUAGACCUCCUGCAGAAGCACAACCUGGUGGAGGCUGACAUUUCAGCUCAGGCAGAGAGGAUCAAGGCCGUGCAAGGAGCAGCAAAGCGCUUCACUUCUUACGAGCAGUCCUACAAGCCCUGCGAGCCUGGCCUGGUCGGUGAGAAGGUCGAGCAGCUGGGUCAGGCCUACGAAGAGCUUGGUCAGCUCGCCGGCACACGCAGAGAUCGCCUGGAAGAUUCACGUCGUCUGUGGCAGUUCCUCUGGGAUCUGGGAGAGGAGGCGGCCUGGAUCAGAGAGCAGGAGCAGAUCCUGGCUAGCGGAGACUGCGGCCGCGACCUCACAUCUGCCCUCCAUCUACUCAGUAAACACGAGGCUUUCAGGGACGAGAUGGCCGCCCGCUACGGCCCCCUGAGUAACAGCAUCGCUGUGGGAGAAGCUUUGGUGAAAGAAGGGCACUUUGGAGCCCCGCAGGUCACUGAGAGGAUUCAAGAUAUCGGUGCGCAGUGGGCUCAUCUGGAAGAGACUACUAAACUCAGAGAACAAAGCCUUAAAGAGUCAGUGGCCCUGCAUCAGUUUCAGACAGAUGCCAAUGACAUGGAGGCUUGGAUUAUGGAGACAUUCCGACAGGUGUCCAGUCAGGAGGUGGGCCACGACGAAUUCUCCACUCAGACCUUAGCUCGCAAACAGAGGGAGAUCGAAGAGGAGAUCCAGAGCCACCGCCCCGUCAUCGACUCCCUGCACGAGCAGGCCCAAGCACUGCCGCAGGCCUACGUACGCUUCCCUCAGGUUGAUGGUCGCCUCCCUGCAAUAGAGCAGCGCUAUGAAGAGCUGGAGUCUCUGUCAGCAGCUCGCCGCCAGGCUCUGGAGGGCGCCCUGGCCCUCUACCGCAUGUUCAGUGAAGCUGGCGCCUGUCAGCUCUGGGUGGAGGAGAAGGAGCAGUGGUUACACGGCAUGGAGAUUCCUACCAAGCUGGAGGACCUGGAGGUCGUUCAGCAGAGAUUUGAGACACUGGAGCCUGAAAUGAACAACCUCGGCUCUCGUGUCGGCGACGUGAACCAGGUCGCCGAGCAGCUGCUCAGCUCUGACAACUGUAAUAAAGACCAAAUCCACCAGACAAGAGACCAGCUGAACAACAGAUGGAGUGAGUUUGAAAAGCUGGCCGGUCAAAAGAAACUAGCACUGGAUUCGGCUCUGAACAUCCAGAACUACCACCUGGAGUGCAACGAGAUCCAGACUUGGAUGAAAGAAAAGACCAAAGUGAUUGAAUCCACUCAGGGUCUUGGCAACGACCUGGCUGGAGUCAUGGCGCUGCAACGCAAACUCACUGGCAUGGAGAGGGACCUCGAAGCUAUUCAGGGCAAACUGGACGACCUGAGAAAUGAGGCUGGAAAGCUUGCGAAGGAACAUCCAGAUCAGGCUGGAGAGACUCAGUCGCGCUUGGCGGAGAUCCAAGAAGUGUGGGAGGAGUUGAACGCCACCAUGAAACGACGGGAAGAAUCCCUGGGCGAAGCCAGCAAGCUCCAGGGCUUCCUGCGGGACCUGGACGACUUCCAGUCGUGGUUAUCUCGCACGCAGACGGCCGUGGCCUCCGAGGACAUCCCCACCUCCCUGCCCGAGGCGGAGAGUUUGCUCGCCCAGCACGAGAGCAUCAAGAAUGAGGUGGACAACUACAAGGAGGACUACGAGAAGAUGCGGGCAGUCGGCGAGGAGGUCACCCAGGGCCAGACCGAUGCCCAGCACAUGUUCCUGGCCCAGAGGCUGCAGGCGCUGGACACCGGCUGGCAUGAGCUGCGUCGCAUGUGGGAGAACCGACACAGCCUCUUGGCCCAAGCCUUUGACUUCCAGACGUUCCUCAGAGACGCGAAGCAGGCGGAAGCUUUCCUCAAUAGCCAGGAGUACGUGCUGUCCCACACAGAGAUGCCCACCAGUCUUCAGGCGGCGGAGGAGGCCAUCAAGAAGCACGAAGACUUUCUCACCACCACGGAGGCCAGCGAGGAGAAGAUAACCGGUGUGGUGGAGGCCGGAAGGCGCCUCAUUAACGACUCCAACGCAAACGCCGAUAAGAUCCAGGAAAAAGUGGAUUCAAUCCAGGAGAGGCACCUCAAAAACAAGAAGGCCGCAAAUGAGCUGCUGACCAAACUCAAGGACAACCGGGAACUUCAGCACUUCCUCCAGGACGGACAGGAGCUCACAUUGUGGAUCAAUGAGAAGAUGCUGACGGCUCAGGACAUGUCAUAUGACGAGGCCAGGAAUCUCCACAGCAAGUGGCAGAAGCACCAGGCCUUCAUGGCGGAGCUGGCCUCGAACAAAGACUGGCUCGACAAGAUUGAUAAGGAGGGCCAGGCGCUGGUGGCUGAGAAGCCCGAGCUGAAGCCGGUUGUUCAGCAGACCCUGGAGGACCUCCAGCGUCAGUGGGAGGAGCUGGAGGCCACGACUCGCACCAAGGCCCAGUGUCUGUUCGACGCCAACCGGGCGGAGCUCUUCACGCAGAGCUGCUCCGCUCUGGACGUCUGGCUGAAAAACCUGGAGGGCCAGCUCAAUAGCGACGACUAUGGAAAAGAUCUGACCAGCGUGAACAUCCUCCUCAAGAAGCACCAGAUGCUGGAGCAUCAGAUGGAGGUCAGGGAGAAGGAGGUGCAGUCCUUGCAGUCUCAGGCUCUGGCUCUGUCCCAGGAGGACGCCGGGCUGGCCGAGGUGGACGGCCAGCAGAGACGCGUCACCGACAGCUUCGCCAGUCUCCAGGCGCCGCUGGAGCAGAGGAGGAAGCAGCUGCUCGCCUCCAAAGAAGCACAUCAGUUCAACAGGGAUCUGGAGGAUGAAAUUCUCUGGGUGAAAGAGAGGAUGCCCGUCGCAACCUCCACAGAUCAUGGAAAAGAUCUUCCCACUGUACAGCUGCUUAUUAAGAAGAACCAGACGUUGCAGAAGGAGAUCCAGGGCCAUCAGCCCCGCAUCGACGACAUCCACAGGCGAGGCCAGACCCAGAGCCAGGUGGACGGCGAGAGGCAGUCCAUUCUCCAGGAGCGCCUCGUGGAGCUGAAGGACCUGUGGGACCAGCUGAUCGGCGAAACGGACAAGCGCCACGCCCGUCUGAUCGACGCCAACCGUGCCCAGCAGUUCUACGCCGACGCAGCGGAAGCCGAGGCCUGGAUGGGGGAGCAAGAGCUCCACAUGAUGUCGGAAGAGAAAGCCAAGGAUGAGCAAGGCGCUCUGGUAAUGGUGAAAAAGCACCAGAGCCUGGAACAGGCCCUGGAAGACUACGCCCAAACCAUCCACCAGCUGGCGAACAGCAGUCGUCUCAUGGUCACCAGUGAACACCCGGAGAGUGAAAGAAUCACUUUGAGACAAGCCCAAGUGGACAAGCUGUACGCCGGCCUGAAAGACCUGGCCGAGGAGCGUCGCGGGCGGCUGCAGGAGAGGCUGCGGCUGACGCAGCUGAAGCGCGAGGUGGACGACCUGGAACAGUGGAUCGCCGAGAGGGAGGUGGUGGCUGGCUCCCACGAACUAGGACAAGACUACGAACAUGUCACAAUGCUCAGGGACAAGUUCCGGGAAUUCGCUCGUGACACCAGCACCAUCGGCCAGGAACGCGUGGAUGGCGUAAAUGGGUUGGCAGAUGACCUGAUUGAAUCGGGACAUCCUGAGAACGCCAGCGUGGCCGAGUGGAAGGACGGUUUGAACGAGGCCUGGGCUGACCUGCUAGAGCUGAUCGACACGCGCACGCAAAUGCUGGCAGCCUCCUACGAGCUGCACCGCUUCCACCAGGACGCCAUGGAAGUGCUGGGCCGCGUGAAGGAGAAGAGAGAGGCGCUGCCCGCGGACCUCGGCCGCGAUCUCAACACCGUUCAGCAUCUACACAGACAGCACAACACUUUCGAGCACGACAUCCAGGCCCUCAGCGGACAGGUGAACCAGGUGCAGGACGACGCGGCGCGGUUGCAGAAGGCCUACGCCGGUGAGAAAGCCGACGACAUUCACAGGAGCGAGCACGCCGUGACUUCGGCCUGGGAGGGCCUGCUGGAGGCCGGUCAGACCCGCAGGCUCCUCCUGCUGGACACCGUGGAGAAGUUCCGCUUCUUCAACAUGGUGCGAGACCUCAUGCUCUGGAUGGACGGAGUCAACCUGCAGAUUGAUGCUCAUGACAGCCCCAGGGACGUGUCUUCUGCAGGGCUGGUCAUUGCCAACCAUCAAGACAUCAAAUCAGAGAUUGAGACCAGGGCAGACAGCUUCACUGCCUGUAUUGAAAUGGGAAACACUCUUAUCAACAAUAACCACUAUGCAGCUGAUGAGAUCCGAGAAAAACUGGCUCAACUCCAGGAAAAGAGAGACAAGAUCAACAAAAAGUGGCAAGACAAGAUGGAUCAUUUACAAAUUGUGCUGGAGGUGCUGCAGUUUGGCCGGGAUGCCUAUGUGGCAGAAUCGUGGCUGGCGGGGCAAGAACCUCUCGUGAGAGCGGCAGAGCUGGGCUCAAAUGUGGAUGAAGUAGAAAGCCUAAUUAAGCGCCACGAGGCCUUCGAGAAACUCGCGGCGGCGUGGGAAGAGCGCUUUGUUCUACUGGAAAAACUCACAACACUGGAGGAGCACGAGAUCCAGAGGAGGCGAGAGGAAGAGGAAAGGGCCCGCCGGCCGCCGACGCCACCGCCGGCGGAGGAGGUGGCGGCGUCUGAGACGGAGAGCCAAGCGCACGACUCCGCAGCCAGAACCAGUCUGGACCAAACCACUCUCAAUCAGUCAGUGUCGGUGAACGGAGUGCACAGCGACAAUGACACAUCUCAGCAGUCGUUAUCGCUAUCGUUAUCAGCGGGAAAGAAAUCAGAGCCUAAACGUGUGUGUAAGCCAAAGCAGCCGGAGCGAGGCUCCGAGUCCGAGUCUGUCAACGGACCGGGCAGAGACAGCGGCCUGGCGUCUUCUCGCCUGGAGCCGUCUGCCACGCUGCCGAGCCGGGGCGGCGCCGAGUCCGAGCCGGAGACCAUGGAGGGGAUGCUCUGUCGGAAGCAGGAGAUGGAGUCGCACAGCAAAAAGGCAGCUAGCAGGUCUUGGCAGAAUGUGUACUGUGUCCUCAGAAAAGGAAGUCUGGGUUUCUAUAAGGACAGCAAGAGUGCGAGCAACGGCAUUCCGUACCACGGCGAGGUGCCCAUCAGCCUGGGAGAGGCCGUGUGUGAAAUCGCUCAUGACUACAAGAAGAGGAAACACGUGUUUAAGCUCAGGCUAGGGGACGGCAAAGAAUAUCUGUUUCAAGCAAAAGAUGAGGCGGAAAUGGGCUCCUGGAUCCGAUCCAUCCUGGGCUCCAUCCCAGCGGGAUCCGGAGACUCUCCCGGAGGGCCCCGGGCCCUCAGCCGUGCCAUGACCAUGCCCCCCAUCUCCCCCAGCGCGGGCGAGGCCGGAGGCGUCACCAUGCGCAACAAGGAGGGGAAAGAGAAGGACCGCGAGAAGAGGUUCAGUUUCUUCGGCAAGAAGAAAUAGAACUCCCCCCCGAAAAGUUAUCAGUGGAAGUUACAAUUUCAACAGACUGAGACAGACGAGAGGAAAAGUACAAACCGGUCACACAACACACUGCUCACAGCGCCGGCCCCGAGCUGCGUCACGUGGUGACAGAAAACCUCCGUUUUCUUUCUCUGGUUCUCUCCCCCUCAUUGAUUUUAUGUGAUUUUUUUUUUUUUUUCUUUCACGUCGACUCACCAUUCAGAUCGAGCUGCGGAGUGAGACCUCGCUCAUUUCCACACGUCUCUGAACCAGCAGAGUCCUCGCCGGGCGCGGUCAGCAGGGAUUCAGGCCCUGUCCGCUUCUUGUCCACCAAAUUGAGUCUUUAUUUUCUCUUGAGUGAGUCUUGACCACUCUCACGUUCUAAUUCCCCGCCCCACACCUCCGCUUUCGUUUCGGGAAGGGUGGCAUCAGUCUCUAUUUCUGUUCUUGGUAUUGAUGUUAUUAACCUGAUGGAUAUCAUUGACUUUACUAUUAUUACUAUUUAUCUUUUGCAAUUGUUGGUUUGCGAAAAACUAAUUAAUUUGAUGGUAGAUGAUGAUCUUGAUUUAUGUUGUGGAGAGAAACAUUUUUUUUGGUUCCACUAGUGGCAAAUGUUGGGCUUGCCCUUGUAUGUA
Messenger RNA from Salarias fasciatus (jewelled blenny), 8247 nucleotides. RefSeq names its product spectrin, beta, non-erythrocytic 2 (gene sptbn2). The transcript has 39 exons. The record is from RefSeq and is a predicted model, not a curated record. Gene Ontology annotation, cellular component: spectrin. Gene Ontology annotation, molecular function: phospholipid binding; actin binding; structural constituent of cytoskeleton. NCBI's taxonomy places the organism in Eukaryota, Metazoa, Chordata, Actinopteri, Blenniiformes, Blenniidae. Bases 524 to 7612 code for a protein of 2362 amino acids.